Molecule: messenger RNA, 2385 nt
Organism: Trypanosoma conorhini
Lineage: Eukaryota; Euglenozoa; Kinetoplastea; Trypanosomatida; Trypanosomatidae
Product: putative ribonucleotide reductase large subunit RNR1
Exons: 1
Coding region: 1-2385 (794 amino acids)
Biological process (GO): DNA replication; deoxyribonucleotide biosynthetic process
Cellular component (GO): ribonucleoside-diphosphate reductase complex
Molecular function (GO): ATP binding; ribonucleoside-diphosphate reductase activity, thioredoxin disulfide as acceptor
Source: RefSeq, a predicted model, not a curated record
AUGGAAGGAGAAUUGAGGGUGCGGAAGCGCGAUGGCCGCUUGCAGAACUUUGAUACAAAAAAGGUCUUUGCGCGGAUCGAGCGCGUGUCCCAUGGGUUGGACUCGAGGUACGUUGACUUGAAGUCCCUGACGGAGACGGUGGAGAGCGGCGUGCACGAUGAAAUCUCCACUACGAACCUGGACAAACUCAUCGCUGAGACCGCAGCCUACUCGGUAACAAAGCACCCAGAUUAUAGCCUUCUCGGCGGUCGUCUCUGCGUGACGGGGCUGCACAAAACGACCAAGGCGUCCGUGCUGGAGACGUUUUCUAUCCUCCACGAUCAUAAAAUUCAUGGUACGGGCCGGCCAGCACCUCUGAUAUCGGAGGAACUGUGGGAACUCGUUCAAAAGCACCAUGAGCAGCUUCAGGGUAUUGUGGAUUAUGAACGAGACUUACGAUUUGAGUUCUUUGGCUAUAAAACGCUCGAACGGUCCUACCUCCUGCGUGCGCAGCGGGGGCAUGGUGAGAGUGAAGUGGUGGAGCGGCCACAGCACUUGUUUCUGCGUGUGGCCCUUGGUAUUCACGGUGACGAUCUGGAGCGCGUGAAGGAGACGUAUGAUCAUAUGUCUCUUGGAGACUUCACCCAUGCCACGCCGACGCUGUUCAACGCCGGAACGCCUUGCCCGCAAAUGAGUUCCUGCUUCCUUGUUGCAAUGCGUGAAGACAGUAUUGAGGGGAUCUAUGACACUUUGAAACAAUGUGCCGUUAUAAGUAAGUCCGCUGGCGGGAUUGGCGUCCACGUGCACAAUAUCCGUUGCCGGGGCAGUUACAUUGCAGGGACAAAUGGCAUGUCCAACGGACUUGUGCCGAUGCUGCGUGUUUGGAACAACACAGCGCGCUACGUGGACCAAGGGGGUGGCAAGCGGAAGGGUGCCUUCGCCAUCUACUUGGAGCCGUGGCAUGCUGAUAUUUUUAACUUCCUCCUUCUUAAGAAAAACACGGGGAAGGAGGACCAGCGCGCGCGAGAUUUGUUCUACGCUCUCUGGAUCCCUGACCUCUUCAUGGAGCGUGUGAAGAGCGGUGGUACGUGGACACUGAUGGACCCCCACACGGCGCCAGGGCUGAGUGACUGCUACGGGAAAGAUUUUGAGGCGUUGUACGAAAGGUACGAAAAGGAAAACCGUGGUGUGAAGGUUGUUCAGGCUCAGUCAGUGUGGUUUGCCAUACUCGAGCUACAGAUAGAAACAGGUGUGCCUUUUAUGCUCUACAAAGACGCAUGCAACCGCAAAUCGAAUCAAAAGAAUGCUGGGGUCAUAAAGUGCUCGAACCUUUGUACGGAGAUUAUAGAGUAUACCUCCGAGAAGGAGGUUGCUGUGUGCAACCUUGCCUCCAUUGCUCUCCCACGCUUUGUGGAUCAGGAGAGGCGCAGCUUUGAUCACCAACGGUUGUACGAAGUCGCGAAGAUUGUGACGAGAAACCUCAAUCGUGUUAUUGAUCGUAACUACUAUCCUGUACCAGAGGCGAAAGAAAGCAACAAGCGCCAUCGGCCGAUUGGAAUUGGCGUGCAGGGAAUGGCGGACGCAUUUAUCUUGAUGCGGCUACCUUUCACCGGUAAGGAAGCCAGGGCUCUGAAUGAGGAAAUUUUUGAGACAAUAUACUACGGUGCUGUGGAGGCAAGCGUGGAACUCGCAGAGGUGGAUGGACCAUAUGAGACGUUUGCGGGCAGUCCCGCAUCGCUGGGACUGCUGCAGUUUGAUCUCUGGGAGAAGAAGCCACGAAGUGGACGCUGGGAUUGGGCUGCACUGAAGCAGCGAGUGAAGGAAACUGGGAUGCGGAAUUCGCUACUGUUGGCACCCAUGCCAACUGCCUCCACCUCGCAGAUUCUUGGAAACAACGAGUGCUUUGAGCCCUUCACCUCAAAUAUCUACGUGCGCCGCGUGCUGAGCGGCGAGUUCCCUGUGGUUAACAAAUACCUUGUGAUGGAUCUCAUCGAGCUGGGGUUGUGGGACGAUGAGAUGCGCAACCAGAUCAUUGCCCACAAUGGCUCGGUGCAAAACAUCAAGGGCAUUCCACCUGUACUAAAGGAGCUCUACCGUGUUGUGUGGGAGUUGCGGCAGAGGGACCUCAUUGAAAUGGCUGCGGACCGCGGCAAGUACGUUGACCAGAGCCAGAGCCUGAACUUGUUUUUGGAAAAUCCAACCUCCAGCCAACUGACUUCCAUGCACUUUUUUGCGUGGGAACAGGGCCUCAAGACGGGUAUGUACUACUUGCGGAGCAAACCGGCGGCCGACGCGAUCAAAUUCACCGUGGAUCCAAAAACCUUGAAGGGCAUAAAGGAGGAGAGUCAGGCACAGUCAUCCUCUUCGGCACUGACUAAUGGAGAGUGUUUGAACUGUGGCGCGUGA